Molecule: messenger RNA, 1974 nt
Organism: Ochlerotatus camptorhynchus
Lineage: Eukaryota; Metazoa; Arthropoda; Insecta; Diptera; Culicidae
Product: putative polypeptide N-acetylgalactosaminyltransferase 9
Exons: 5
Coding region: 188-1924 (578 amino acids)
Biological process (GO): protein O-linked glycosylation
Cellular component (GO): Golgi apparatus
Molecular function (GO): polypeptide N-acetylgalactosaminyltransferase activity
Source: RefSeq, a predicted model, not a curated record
AGCUCAUAACAAUGUCUCAUGUUUGUUAUAGAAAAACAGAUAAGAAGAGCCGAUGAUAAAGGUAUCUUUUCUGUUUUGAUGUCACUCUACUCGACCGGCAUUAUUCGUUGUUCAACCAUAAAAGUGAUACAAACGCCUGCUGCGGUUACAAAACGUCAACAAACGAUUUUUUUGUCGUAUACACAAAAUGCAUUUAACUCGCUUCCUGAAACAUAACCAAUCAGCGCUUAUCUGUAUUGCUGUAUUGAGUGUCACUAUGCUGUUUAUCUAUUAUCAUCGGACAAUGAGUGCACGUAUCGAAAGCUUACAACUUCAAUUGGAACAGAAGGAACAUCCUCACCACGUUUUGGUAGAUUCCGUAACAGCUUCAGUACUACACAACUACACGGCGAACCCGUUGGAUGAAAAUUUGUCGAAUCCUCCCGGUGAUAUGGGUGAACCGGUUUUCGUUCCGGUUGACGCGCCCAUGGGUGUUCGGGAAGUGAUGGAUCGACAGUUCAAAAUAUUCGCUCUGAAUGAAUAUGCCAGUGCUCUGAUAUCCGUGCAUCGCAGACUGCCCGACUACCGAGACGCUUGGUGCAAAGAAACGGGAAGAAUACUGACUCACCUGCCACCGACUACAGUUGUUAUUGUGUUCUACAACGAACCUUGGUCAGUGUUGGUGAGAACGGUUCACUCUGUGCUGGAUCGAUCACCACCGCAGUUGGUCAAGGAAGUGCUGUUAGUGGAUGAUUUUUCCUUUAUGCCACACACAAAAACUCAAUUGGAGGACUAUUUUGCUACCGAACAAAAAGUUCGCAUACUUCGAUCAACUGAGCGGUUGGGGUUAAUCAGGGCACGCCUACUUGGUGCUAAGAAUGCCACUACAGAGAUCCUUACCUUCUUGGACGCUCACUGUGAGUGUACAACUGGAUGGCUCGAGCCUCAAAUAGACCGAGUAGCAAGGAAUCCUACAACCAUCGCUCUCCCAGCAAUCGAUUGGAUCGAUGAGCACAAUCUGGCCUACAUUUCAAAUAAAUCACACAUGUUCUACGGUGCCUGUGAUUGGGGACUGCAAUUCGGUUGGCGUGGACGAUGGGACCGGAUGGUUCAACCGACAAAUAAAUUCGAACCUUUUCCUACUCCCAUCAUGGCCGGUGGACUGUUUUCGAUCAACCAGAAAUUUUUCGCUCAUUUGGGAUGGUACGAUGAGGGCCUCGGUAUCUACGGAGGAGAAAAUGUGGAACUUUCGUUAAAAGCGUGGAUGUGUGGUGGACGAUUGGAAACGGUACCUUGCUCGAGGGUCGGUCAUAUCCAGAAGGCUGGGCAUCCGUAUCUGAAUGGCAUGAAGACCGACUGGGUUCGAGUGAACUCGGUUCGAGUGGCGGAAGUCUGGUUGGAUCAGUACUCUCAGGUGGUGUACGACAUGUUUGGCGGUCCAGAGUUUCGUGGGGACUUUGGGGAUGUCUCCGAUAGAAUUAAGCUACGCGAAAGUCUCAAUUGUAAAUCGUUCAAGUGGUAUAUCGAAAAUGCCUUCCCUGAGCUGGCGGAUCCUGUUGCAGCCGGAGCAGGCCAUGGAAAGUUCGUGAACCUCGGAGCUGGACCCAGUUAUUGUCCUCGGUAUCGAAAAGCCGGAUACACAUUCAAAUUGGAGCCAUGUAGUUACCAAGACUACCAACAUUGGGUUUACAACAUGUUGGGAGAAAUCAGUACCAACAACGUAUGCCUCGACUAUGAUGGAAAUAUGCUGCAAAUGUUUGGUUGCCAUAAGAGUCGAGGAAAUCAGGAGUGGCGGUAUUCGAAAAGUAGCAAGCAGUUCUCUAGUGUAAAGCAUAAAAAAUGCUUAUCUGUUGGCAGUGGUCCAUCAAUGAAUCUUACUGUAGAAGAGUGCAACUCUUCGAAUGAAUCUCAAAAGUGGGAGUUUCCGUUUUUGAACCUGGAUUGAUUGACGAAAUUUUAAAUAUAUGAAUACGGAAUGAUGCGGAAAUAAACAUA